CAAAAGUCUACCCACUACGUUUCACGCUUUAAACCUUCGAGACCGGAUAGAGACAUUAUCCUGUGGUCCAGUUCCCUAACAUCUAUUCCCAAAACCGCCCUGUCAGUGCGCUGAAUGCGGCAUCUUUUCUGCAUUAUCGAUAAGCGAACCAGUCUUUUUUCCCCAACCCAAAUUUUCAAACGCAACUCCCCCGCCGCUCGGGUCAACUACUACUCGUCCCCCACUAACCAACGACCUAUCGACUCCAAUUGCAUUGGCAUCGAGUGCGUGCACAACUAUUCAGAAUGGCUUCGCAAACAGAACCCCCCAGGUGCAAGGUUGUGCUGUCCAAGAACAUUGCGAACGGCCUGCUCACGGAGGUCCACGAAGGGGUUACUACGUUGGAGAGGGCCCCUCAUCUCGUGGGGUUUUUGGCCAACAAUGACCCUGCUGCGUUGAUGUAUGCCCAGUGGACGGAGAAGACUUGUCUGGAGCACGGCUUCCGCUACUCCCUCCGCGAAGUCUCGCGCGACAACAUCGAAGAAUCCAUCCUUGCUGCCAACACCGACCCCGAAGUUGACGGUAUCAUCAUCUACUACCCCAUCUUCAACAACCGUCAAGACCAAUACCUACAGCAAAUUGUCGACGUACACAAAGAUGUCGAAGGCCUCAGCCACCGCUACAUCUUCAACAUGUACCAAAACGUGCGCUUCCUGGACCCCGAGACCAAGCGCCAGAAGUGCAUUCUCCCCUGCACGCCGCUGGCCAUCAUCAAGAUCCUCGAGUAUCUCAACAUCUACAAUACGAUUUUGCCGUAUGGGAACAGACUGUUUGGCCAUACGAUUUGCGUGGUGAAUCGGUCUGAGGUCGUGGGGAGGCCGUUGGCGGCGCUGUUGGCGAAUGAUGGGGCCUGUGUCUAUAGUGUGGAUAUUACGGGAGUGCAGAAAUUUACGAGGGAAGGGUUGAAGAAGAGUACGCAUGAUGUUGUUGAUAUGGAAGGGUGGUCGAUUAAAGAUGUUGCACCGUUGUGUGAUGUCGUUAUUACCGGUGUGCCUGGCGAGAAGUAUAAGUUUGAUACUAGCUUGUUGCGUGAGGGGGCUGUUUGUGUCAACUUUUCGAGUGAGAAGAACUUCGGACCGGAGGUCAAGGAACGUGCCUCUAUCUUCGUUCCUUCAAUUGGAAAGGUGACUAUCGUUGUCUUGCUCCGGAAUCUUUUGACAAUCAACAGUGCUAAUUACAUGCAGAGACUCAUCCAGAACCGGAGACUGGACGAUGUGAAGCCGGCAGCUGCUACCGAGAGACCCGGUACCCUCGAGUCUGCGUGAAUGCUCUACGAUGGCCGGUGAUAUUGAUACCAAAACUAUAGAUUUCCGAGUUAUGUUUUGAAUGUGUUUAUGCUAUUUUCGAUGAUCGAACAAAAAG
Messenger RNA from Aspergillus ruber CBS 135680, 1401 nucleotides. RefSeq names its product methylenetetrahydrofolate dehydrogenase (NAD(+)). The record is from RefSeq and is a predicted model, not a curated record. Gene Ontology annotation, cellular component: cytosol. Gene Ontology annotation, molecular function: methylenetetrahydrofolate dehydrogenase (NAD+) activity; methylenetetrahydrofolate dehydrogenase (NADP+) activity. The transcript is spliced from 4 exons. Gene Ontology annotation, biological process: purine nucleobase biosynthetic process. Lineage: Eukaryota; Fungi; Ascomycota; Eurotiomycetes; Eurotiales; Aspergillaceae. Bases 285 to 1304 code for a protein of 339 amino acids.